UACAAAUUGUCCAUUAAAACGAACAGAUUUUCAUCAGGGUCUUUUAAUCACAGCAAUUAAUGGUGAAGAGUAGACUGUAGAUAUGCUUCCUGCACCGGCGGUUUUCCACUUUCCCUGGGAACUCCAUCCUAAUGCAGUGGAGGAUGGAGCAUCUGUCAGAACUUUUGGCAGACUUACAUAUUACCGGCCUGAAGAAUCAGUGGCUAUCUUGACUUCCCAACAUGCUUCGGUGCAAUACCAGGUCUCAGUUCGAACAGGGUUCGUGGAGCCUUUUCACUCAAUAUUGGGAGCUCAAUACUUAGUUCUUGGAGAGAUAGAAAAGGCGGAAGGUGAGAGUGCAGUUACUGUUCGUGCACGCAUACUGAACUGUGUGGAUGGAGUAGAUUUGGCUGUUCUGCACCGAGCCAUAACUGAACAAAGGAAUUUCCUCGAGAGGAGGCUCAUGGAGACUGAUUCCCAGACAUCCCACACAUAUAAUGACUGAUAUCUUUAAUCAUGAAAAAAAAAAAACACAGCACAUUGAAAAAUGGGACAAGUGCUGAUGUACAUGCUGAUGUAAUUGUGGGACUCAUUGUCUGUAGAUCUAAACUUGUGCCUUGCUCCAUCUGAAGUGGAGCACAAGACUAGUCUUUAAUCUCACGUCAAGGACUCUGACAUAGAGACUAGACAAAAACAUACUACUUUCAGGUGUUGAACAAAGUAGCAGGCAUUGAAUGAUAUAAAAAUGUGACACAAUGUUAAAUUGAUAAUGAAUAAAUUCAGAGUGUUUUUUUUUUAUUGGAAAUGUGGAUGUCAACAUUAUGUUGGUCUCCUUGCUUGAACCAAAACUGCUGAUUCUGAGAUUUGGCCCCUUGGUUUUAAUUACUGAAAUUUUAGACCUGAGCAUUCAAAUCUGGUUUGUAUUUAAUUUAAUAUGUGGUCUGUAUGCUGUAGCUCAAAUGUGUAACAUUACAAAGCUCUCAAAUUUGUACCCACUUUCCACCUGACACAACUCAAAGAGAUUAGAUGUCAAGUUCAUGCAGGCUAAGUUUCUAUUCACUGUCUGAUGCACACUUGUCACUUCAAAUGAGGAAGAACUUGAAAAACAAUUAUGUUUUGUGAUACUGAAAGAGAAACAUGGACAUUCUGCGCAGGGAAUGUGAAUUAUUUGCAUAUCAUGAACUUUGAUGUUUGAAUGAUACUGUGUGUUGUCUCAUGUUAUUUAUGUUCAUAUACAUCAACUGUUUUUCU
Molecule: messenger RNA, 1230 nt
Organism: Chanos chanos (milkfish)
Lineage: Eukaryota; Metazoa; Chordata; Actinopteri; Gonorynchiformes; Chanidae
Gene: ten1
Product: TEN1 subunit of CST complex
Exons: 3
Coding region: 83-484 (133 amino acids)
Biological process (GO): negative regulation of telomere maintenance via telomerase
Cellular component (GO): CST complex
Molecular function (GO): telomerase inhibitor activity; telomeric repeat DNA binding; single-stranded DNA binding
Source: RefSeq, a predicted model, not a curated record